This is a messenger RNA of Bombus pyrosoma, 7648 nucleotides long. RefSeq names its product signal-induced proliferation-associated 1-like protein 2. NCBI's taxonomy places the organism in Eukaryota, Metazoa, Arthropoda, Insecta, Hymenoptera, Apidae. Gene Ontology annotation, cellular component: cytoplasm. The transcript is spliced from 14 exons. Gene Ontology annotation, biological process: activation of GTPase activity; regulation of small GTPase mediated signal transduction. The coding region runs from base 2111 to 6889 and encodes 1592 amino acids. The record is from RefSeq and is a predicted model, not a curated record. Gene Ontology annotation, molecular function: GTPase activator activity; protein binding.
ACUUUUAGUGAAAUUAAGCGUGCUUACUCGUGCUAACAUUUGUCACUCUCUCUUCCUCUGUAUAAAGGGUGUGUCAUACAAUCGCGUUUCCGUAAUAUUCCGCGGUACACAAUGUCAUGCCUUUACAGUGCAGGUGAUCACUCAUGAAUCAGCGAAAUCAAAUUUUUCUCGAUAUCGUAAAAAAUGUUUACCUCGAUCGUAUGUUUAGCGAAAUAUGUAUCGGAAAUAUGUAUUAAAUUAAAAUCGUUCUUGUUAUCUGUUUCGUAAGAAAUGAUAAGCUACCGUGUUACUUCGUAAGAAAAAUGGCUGGUAACAUAACCAGUUACUUAUUAACGAAAAAAAAACUGUUAACUGUCGAAAAAAGAGGAAACGGGAAUAUAACAAAUAGGAAUAGAGUAAUGAAAAUGGACUACAUAAUUAGUAUUAAUGGUUGCGUGACACGUAAGACAUAUAUAGGGGAAUUUCAUAGAUAUACGUCCAGAUGCUCGAAUUAAAAACCGUCACUGUAGGUUAAUGAAAAUAUUUUCUGACUAAAUUCAAAAUCUUGUAUAUAAUUCUUUAAGUAGGUACGUAUACAUAUUUCCGUUCGAACAUUGACGAACGACUGACCCAAAAACAUUGUACAUAUUUCAAUUAUUUAAAAAAUGAUGUCUAGCAGCUUUCGUCUUCCAUAGCAACUAUAAUCCGAUAUUAUAAUAGAGCAUUCGAUGUUCUAAUUCGAUCUUAAUUUCUGAAUUAAAGAAUCAGACACGGCUGACCUGUAUUACAAAGAGUCAAUUCGUUGAAUUACGGUCGCAGUGAAUCUGAUUAGGACGAACGUUAGAACAUUUUCAACGAUUCUCUGUACAAUUUUUUACUUAGUCGGCAUCGUCAAAUGUAUGAGUAAGAUAAAUUUGGUCGAAGUAGGAAAAAAUGAUAGAAUCUAUUUUUCGGGAUACGAGUUAUGACUUUAAGAAAGAGAAGAAUGUAAAAUUGAGAAAAUAUCAAUCGUACAAUAUGCGAGUACAUAUAUAUUAUAUAUAAGAGAAAUAAAAAUAUUUGAUAUGUUCUCGACCGCCGGCAAUUUAUCCUUGUAACGAGCGGUAUAGUUUCGAAGAGACGCGAACGUCGAAGUACAAUGGAGUGGGGAUCUCGGUGGCUGUCGUCGUAAUAGAAGCGAACUCAGUCGUUUUGCGGCGCGCAACCUGUUAGCGUCGUAGUAUCGUGUAUGGUGAUACGAUCUACGGUUUCGUUCCAUUUAACGUUCGUUUAUACGAUUUCUUUGUUCAAAUAGAAAUCUCGUAGUGUUUCGUCUGUUCGCGAUUAAAAUGUAAAAAGUAUUACUUUUACGUAAAAAGUAAUUGGAAAUUCAUGUUCCGAUAUCGUCGAAGGAAAGGAUACGGAUCGACACGCCAGGUCCGGGUUGACGAACCCUCUGUGAAAGAGGCGGACACGUCGGUUCCGUAAAAAUGCAGCGCGUCGUUGGAGCAUUUGGUUAACACGCAAUAUACCUGCAAGUGGCGCGCGAACGAUACUCGGCAAACAACGUUGUGAAAAUCCAGUCAAACAAGGGAGCAGUUUAUUGCGUUGCACUUGGAAUAGUAAGGAAACUGAUCAAGAAAAGGAAUUUCUCGGUAUAUGUAUUCGGAACGACGACAACAACAACAACAACAACAACGACGACGACGACGACGACGACGACGUAUCGACAGCACAUUGUUGGAUCGCUGCCCUCGAGAGAAUCGAGUUUCAAUCUCGAAUCGAUGGAUUUUGAAACUCAACCGACCAAACUUAUAUAUAGUACGAGCGAUCGUGCCUUGCGAAGUAACCACUUUGCAUCGGGCAAAAAUAUAUCGUGAAUUCGUACAACGUGUUUGAUAACAAUACAUCUGAUUGAUCGUUCGAUCCGAAUUCAGUGAUAUGUGUGAAGAGAACCGAAGGCAGGAAGGGACGCGGAGAUAGGAAACGUGCGUGCUGGAUGAGUGGUGUGUCAGUGGGAACGAUUUCGUUCAUUUUGUGUCGAUAAAAAGAUUCGGAAGCCGCUAUAUUGGAGAAAAAGCGAGAAAGCGGCGUGCCGCUCUUCUGUGUACCGCGGCAAAGGCGAUCGUCGCAGCCCGAAAAUAAUGAAGAGAUGAUCGCAAGCCUACCGAUACACAGCGGCGGCGUCGGCGGCGGUGGAGGAGGAGGAGGAGGAGGAGGGGGAGGAGGAGGAGGUGGAGGCGGAGGCGGAGGUAGCAGCAGUGGGCCGAGUAGCCGCGUGGGUCGUGGUCUGGCCCUUCAUAGGUCAAAUUCGAGUUUAGAGCUUCCUCACAGUCCAACGGAUCCUGGGUCUCGCGUACCGGAAACUCCCCUGAGGAGGGAGUAUGGAUCUCACGGAAGCAUCGAUAUAGUGGCUCAAUCGGUAACGGUCGGAGAGAAUUUGUUCGCGAUGCUACAGGACUUGAGGCCGUCGACGUCCGUGCCGACGGCGACUACCCCCCAGGCAUCGGAUCAACGGUGUUCGGUUGGAAUGGAGUACCUGAGACGCGUGCCAGACGGGCAAAUGGUCGUGGACACGGACGAAGUCUGCGGUCCGACCGGUAACUCCAGUCCCAAGUUACGAUUGAAGCUGCAGAGAUUGUGGGGUGCGAAGGCCCAGCCCCGGCCCAUGGAGGAGAGCUGCAGCAGCCCUGUCGGUGUCUCAGCCGACGUGGAGGAAAGGCACAGAAGGCGAGCGUUCGCUCACUACGAUUGUCAGUCGCUCACCGCGAAUCUCGGCUACGCAGCCAAGCUGAGAGGUAUUCUGCUCGCCAGAAGAAGGAACACGGCGACUGGCGCCUCAGCCGCGAGUUCCUUCAGAGCGUCGACUCCCGACGAGGCGCCGGAGGAGGACGCCGGUGACGGUAGAGGUAACAAUUUACUGGAAUCGUGUCCCUUCUUCCGAAACGAAAUCGGCGGCGAGGGAGAACGGGAGGUGGGCCUUACUCGAUCCUCUCCAGGCAAUGGAGUUCACAGACCAUCUUUGUCGUACGGUGUCGCGGUUUUGGAGCCAGCGCCUGGCGAAACAUCCUGGAAGCAUAGUUGUCCUCUGCAGAAACGGCCGCUACCUAUCGAGAGCAUCGACGAGGGUGCUCAUUAUUACAGACGGUAUUUUCUCGGUCGAGACCAUCAGAAUUGGUUCGGUAUGGACGAACAGCUGGGUCCGGUUGCCAUCAGCAUUCGAAAGGACGCCAAUCAGUAUAGAAUAAUAGUUCGUACUUCUGAGUUGUUGACGCUUCGCGGUUCGGUCCCGGAAGAGGUUCUCGGUGGUAUAAGGCCACAGGGCAGGUUACCGACCCGAGAAUUGCUGGAGUUGGUCGCGCCGGAGGUUCAACUCGGUUGCCUCCGUUUAGGAACUCCUACCGCCGAGGAAGCUUUGGCUAGAUUGGACGAACAGGGACUUUCCAAUAAAUACAAAGUGGGCGUUCUUUACUGCAGAUCCGGUCAAAGAACUGAGGAAGAAAUGUACAACAAUCAGCACGCCGGACCUGCUUUUCUCGAGUUUCUCGACACAAUCGGUCAAAGAAUCAGGCUGCGAGGAUUCGAAGGGUACAAGGCCGGUUUAGACACGAGAACCGAUUCGACCGGCACCCACGCAGUCGCCGCGACCUAUAGAGGGGCGGAAGUAACUUUUCACGUGUCAACGAUGCUACCCUUUACGCCGAAUAACAGACAGCAGCUGCUCAGGAAGAGGCACAUUGGAAACGAUAUAGUCACGAUCGUUUUUCAGGAACCUGGUGCGUUACCGUUCAGCCCGCGAAGAAUACGCUCGCAAUUUCAACACGUUUUCAUCGUGGUCAGAGCGGUUGACCCAUGUUCCGACAACACUCAGUACAAGGUAGCCGUUUCGAGGAGCAAAGAAGUACCAAUUUUCGGGCCACCAGUUCCUCAGGGUGCCACGUUCACCAAGGGAAAAGCGUUCGCCGACUUUAUCUUGGCGAAAGUGAUCAACGCGGAAAAUGCCGCGCACAGAUCCGAGAAAUUUGCCACCAUGGCGACUAGGACGAGGCAAGAGUACUUGAAGGACCUCGCUAGCAACUAUUCUUCUACCACGAUGGUCGACACCGGGCAAAAAUUUUCUAUGCUGUCGUUCAGCAGCAAGAAGAAAACGGCCGUACGUCCGAGACUAUCUUGCGACGCUUUGCAGCGUGGCGCGAUAUGCUGGCAGGUGAUACUGGAAGAUAGCAAUCAGAACACGGAUUCCUAUCUAGGAAUAAGCGUGGAUACGAUCGUCCUGAUCGAGGAACACUCCAGACAGAUCGUAUUCGUUACUCCAUGCGCCAGCGUACUCGGAUGGCAUGCUCAAACAAACAGCUUGAGAUUGUACUAUCAUCAGGGAGAAUGCAUUACGAUUCAUGUGCGAGGCGACUAUGGGGAAAGGGACGAAUUAAUGGAGAUAGUGGCACGUUUGCGUGCAGUAACACCAGGAUCCCCGGCCACGGAACUCUCUUUGAAGAGAAACAGCCUGGGACAGUUGGGUUUUCACGUUCAACCUGACGGUGUGGUGACGCAAGUCGAAAGUCUGGGACUCUCUUGGCAAGCGGGAUUGAGACAAGGGUCUAGGCUUGUCGAGAUCUGCAAAGUAGCCGUGUCCACACUGAGUCACGAUCAAAUGGUCGACUUGUUAAAAACGAGCGCUCAGGUCACUGUGACCGUGAUACCGCCCAACACCGACGGUAAUCCCAGGAGAGGAUGUACGUUGCAAAACUGCCAGUAUUUGUCAACGAACUACGAAGGUGACUACGAGAAUGUAACCAGUCCCGAUAAUACGCCGGCUCAGCAGACAGCCAUGUCUCAUCAGAGACGUUACGAGCGAUCGUUCAGUCCGCCACGAUCGAGCAACAGUUCCGGCUAUGGGACAGGAUCUAGUUCUAGGUCGUUCAACGAUCCACGCUUCCCCAUGGAGGGUACGAUGACCAGUAGUAGUAGCGGGCAUAGCAGCAACGACGAUCGUUGGUACGAGCUUUUGGAGCCGCAAGACCAAGAGGGCACUGGAUACCGUACUAGUACCGGUACUCCUCCACCGCCCCUCCCAGCCAGACAAUCCUUUCAGAUGAUCGCUUCGAAGUCUUCGUCCCAGAGGAAAGACAAGGAAUCGCAUUAUGCGAGUAGCAAACAGUUUUCAGAGAAUUCGAAGCAUCAUCACGGUCAGCAACAGCAGGAUCAUUACGCGAAAGAUGGCAAUUACGCGUCAUCGAAAGCGGUGCAGGCUGAUAACAAUGCGAGACACGAUAGUUAUCAAAGGCAAUUGGAUAACGUUCAUCGUUCCAGUCAGGAUCACGUUCCCUCGAGUUACGUGAAGCUUCAAAAAGAAAAGUACGAGAUCAGCAAGCAAGAAAAUCUGUACGCCUCUCAGAGGGAACUUCAGAAAAACGUUACACACCAAAAGUUGAACUCGUCGAAUUCUUUGCCUUUAGCGCAGAACGCGUCUUAUAGCCUCCCAAAGUCUAGUAGUAAUAACAAUCUUGGAUCCAGGUGUAACGAGUACGAGCAGCAGCAACAACACGACGGAAAAUUGGAGAGAAAUUCUAAAUACGAUGGGCAGGACGAAAAGGUGCUGCUGCUGGAUCGAACGUCGUCCAAGUACGAGCAAGAUUCUAGAGCCCAUGAGAAAAGAACAGCGACGGUCAAUUACGAAUAUGCCGAAGAGAUAUACGAGAGACGAAACAGCAAAUACGAUAUGGAUAUCGGCAAGUAUGAGAUUGACUGUCAACACGGCGUUACCGAAAGGAAGCACGCCGGCACCGGUAGCGGUGAUAGCGUGGAACAAAAUCGAGAAUCGAUCAGAUACGAAUUACCGCACGAAUUUAAAGUCGGGGAGAAGGUUACCUGUCUAAAGACUAGCAUCAGCGAGAGACCGGUCCCUCACAAGAUAAACGUCGAGUAUCGUCAAACGAAAGACUUUGCCGCGAGUCUUCCGCCGGAAGUUAGAAUUGGCGAUACCGUUGGUAAUUGCCUAGAGGUGGCUACUCUACCCAGCGAGGACGAACUAUCGAACGGAUCCGGAAGCGUAUCGCCCCGACUGAGAAGAGCAACGAACAAACAUCGACCCGGAAAUCUGACCCCUUCGAGCGGUGGUUCGAGGAAUCAGAGUCCCAGGCCGAAAAGUGCGGGAGUACGAAAUUCUCAUAGAAAUUCCGCGAAUUUAACUUCGAGCACUCUUCAAGAGGAUCUCAUGAAGCUGAUCAAUCCCGAUUACAUGGCCGACGAUGAUCAAAUAACGAACAAUAACGUAACCGGAAACGCACUCAUCGCCAAUCAUAAUCCCAACAAGAUCAACAACAAUAUACUCGAGAUUCAAAACAGGUGUAGAUCGAGAGAAAAUUUAUGCGGCAAUGGCGGCAAUGCGUUGACCGUUCUACCAACGAACAGCCAAGAGAACGGAACCGGAUCCGAAGUAAUCCUAACGAUGGCUAGACCGGCCACGGUCAUUUCGAACGCAAGCACCGCGUCCAGUCCUGCGCCGAGCGAGAACAAGUUGUCGAAGGAAGAGAGAUUGUCACCGCGUGUUACCAAACCUCCCCAUUCGAUUUCCAAAGCAUCGACCAACUUGACGUCCGUCAAAGACGCGAAAAAUCAUAACGAUACGGACGUGGAUCGUUGGCAAAAUCACCACGUGGAUUCUAGAUCAAAGCAGCACGCCCAAGAGUGGUCCAACGACAGACUUAUCGAUGGAUGCAAUACCAUCGCAAAUUCCGUGUCGGAUUUGCAGUCGCAUCUGUCUACGCUCGAACUAAGAGUAGCCAGAGAGACACGCCGAAGGCUUUCCCUGGAAGACGAGGUGCGCCGUUUGCGAGACGAAAAUCGACGCCUACAGGACGAAAGCCACGCGGCUGCGCAACAGCUUCGACGUUUCACCGAAUGGUUCUUCCAAACGAUAGACCACCAAUAAUUCCAAAAUAACGAAAUUCGAAUAUCUUCGUUGGAAGACAGUCGCGUCCAAACAAUCGUUUGCUCUUUACUUCUCUUCUUUUUCUCUCUCGUUUUUUCUACGAUCGUGCUGCCAAGUCACACGAUCACCCUUUUGUAACACCAGUAUUAUACUAGUUUUGCGUUUCUCCGGAUUUAAAGAUUAAAGGGCGCGAAUCAAAGGCGUACAUCGUUCACGAUAUCGCGAGCAUCGUAUUCAUGGUUAGUCUCUGUAUCAUAGAUUUAGUUUUAGAUAGUUAUAAGGGUACAAAGUAAGUUACCAUCGGAUUGCGCUCUAUCCAACUACGAUCGAACGUUUAAAAUUAAGAGCUAGCGCGUAGAUAAGAGAUAGUAGCGGCGGUUUUAGUGCACCGCGUGCACUCGGCGUAACGUUGCUUCGUUCGCGAUGUGCGUUAAUCACGAUUACGUGUGUUACUUUGAAACGACCAAAUAUUCCUAGUUGUAUAAGAAUCAUCUUAAUUCAUUCGUAAUUUAUUACGUAUUUUUUGUAUCAUCGUUAAGAUUAAGGAAUCAUUUCCGUGCGUGUUCAAAAAUUGAGAAACAUUCCUUGUUCACGAAACGCCAUGUCGAUCGUGUGCCUUGUUCAACCGAAGCAUAUGCGUACGUUUGUCGCCAAGAAGUUUACAUAUUCUUCGCGAAGACAAAAAGACACGGCCUGUCGACGAGCAGUCUGUAAAAAAACGAUGAGACCAAUCGAUAAUAAAAAGAAAUGCACACCUCA